This is a messenger RNA of Bactrocera dorsalis (oriental fruit fly), 13368 nucleotides long. RefSeq names its product titin. The record is from RefSeq and is a predicted model, not a curated record. NCBI's taxonomy places the organism in Eukaryota, Metazoa, Arthropoda, Insecta, Diptera, Tephritidae.
CAGUAUAUGAAAAUAAUGGGUAUAGCAUGCUAUGGCUACGAAGUUAGCAGUGACGACAAAUACGUCCAAAGCAGAUGCGGCAAAAAUACUAACGACAACAUUACAAUAGCAACAACGGAUCUAUUUACAUUACCAGUUGCUUUUUCACCAGCAAUAGCGAUUGCGCGUCGCCGGUAUGUCAUUUGCAGUACCUCCAUUACUCCAAAAGUUCCCGUCCUCAUUGCCGCGCUUUAUGCUCCAAGAGACAAAGUCUCUACCAUUUCAUCACAGCGGGGAUUUAGUAACAGCAACAUCACUGUCAACACCUCCAACUGUUAUCCUACUAGUGCAGAUACAGCUUGUAACACAGAGCUCAACGGUCAAAUCCGUAGCCGUAGAAGUUCAAAACUGAAAAUCGAUACGGAAAGAGGAAAAAUAUCAUGCAGUCCAGCUUUACUUGAAUACAGCUUCGAUAGCGGCAUAGGUAUGGGCUCCAGCAGCUUUACUGGUAAUGUUUCAGUAGUGGAUGAAAAAUUAACCUCUAAAACAGAAAAUAUUAAAACACUUAAGAGUGGCACUGAUAUUAUCGGUACAGAUAUUGAUAGCGUGAGUGGCAAUGAUGCCGUUGACUUUAAUGGUAAACUUGCCACUUUCGUUAGCAUCGACAAUGGCAUCAGCAAAUACUCUAAAGAAGAAAUAAGUUGGAAAUUGAGAUACGAGCGGCUGCAACAGUGUCGUCUCAUCCUAUUCGCGUUAGAUCGGCAGCAAACCCAAUACCGACAGUUGCGCGAACGUCUCAGUAAAAUUGGUGAAGGACGAAUCGCUAAAAAGGAACCUGUGAUUGAUAACAUUUGUAAUGUUUGCUCCUGUCCAAUCAAUAUAAUUGAUUCUAAAAGCUUUAUUACGUGCUUCGUAUGCAAGAAAAGAAUAUGUCACGCUACCAAAUGCUCAAAUUUCGUUCCAAAAUCUGGUCGGCGGGAAUGUCAAAUAUGCCAUUUCUCGAAGGACUCGCUUACACAUACACAGUCUUGGAUAACAGAACAAAUGUUCUUCAGCCGCCAAAACCAUUCGUAUCCAGUGCGAGCACGAAGUGAAAUUUACAUACCGAUACAAGAUUAUAAUGAAGGUUCCACAAAUUUCGAAAGCGUAAGCCAAGUAGGAGCAAAUUGUUUUGCUAUUACUUCAGAUCAAAAAACGAAAAUACGCGAAUAUGUGGAGGAAGUGGUGGCUAAGCUGUUGGGCAAUUCGCUAGACCAAAUACGAGUCACUCAAUUAUCAAAAAGUGAAAAUUAUCUUCCUGGCAUCCUGAAUAAUCAUGUAAUUCAUCAACACCCCGUGGGCUUGAAUGACAACCAAACCAAAGAGAACAUCCUCAGUGAAUUUUCCGAAAUUUCACAAGCAAGACUUCGAAAUAUGGUUGAAUCAAUAAUAGCGGAAAUGCUGGGAACGUCAGGUCUGACGAAUGUUAACGUAUCUGAACCAGAACUCAAUACAAAUACGUAUGGAAAUGGUCGUUCACAACUUUCUCAUCGUCAUCGUACUGAACAUUCUUUUGAACCAAAGGCCUAUCAGGACUUCCUAGCCAAGGCAGUGUUAAAUAAGAUCGCUGACAAUGAAGGGUAUAUCCGUAAAUUAUCGGAAAGUACACCCGAUCUAAGCUCAUGCAACAUUGACAUCAACUUUAAUAUGGACGAUAGAAGCAUUUCACCUGAAAGUUCAUUGGAGACUACAAGUCCUUUCAACUAUACAGAUGCACAGCAUUCAUCAAAAAUCAUCAAAGAUUUAGAUCGCGAAUCAACAAUAAACGAUUACAUAGCCUCUCACACAGUACCGCUACCCGAUUUGUCAACUCCAAUGACAGAUUAUGAGGAGGAUGACAUGGCAUCUGUAUCUUCGAGUAUUCUAGUCGAAGGCAAUUGGGAAGAUAAUUGGCUUUUUAGGAAGAAGCGUCCUUCAUUAACUACCUCCAUAACUGGCAGUGUAGGUAUGCUAGUACCUGCACCUAAAGAUGAUGUUCGUGCUCAAAUUGGGGAUAAGACUACCGAUGAAAUUAGUGACCUCUCUGAAAUUGAUUCAGAUACGGAUGAUUCAGUACAAAUAUGUGCAGGCCUUGAUCCGUAUAAUGAUCGAAUUGUAAAUAAACACCUAAUUGGUGGUCAGAAUACAAAAGUGAUUUUAGACGAAUUGAUUGAAACAGCUAGUUUGAUAUCAAAUACAUCACAUUCACCAAAUGAAGCCAAUUAUAUUGAAACUAGAAACGAUCAUAUUGUGGAAAAGUCGUUAAAAACUGAAGCGUUUAAUUCAAAAGUUGCAAAUCAUUCGCCCCUAGAACUUAAAAUUAGUUCAAAAUCGAUGCCAACGAGUUGUUAUGAAGCUCAUACGGCGCAGGAAUCGGAAAAUAAUCCAAUAUCAGCUCCAUUGCAAGCUACUGAAAGCAUUGAAGUCGACGAAAGUUGUACAGGAUUUAGUUCAGUCGAAAUAUUUGAAGAACCCGGUUUAAGUCACGACACUAGGUCAAUUUGUCAAGGAACAUCCGUUAUUGAAAUUCUCGCUGCAAUUACUUUAGCACCGUUGUUGGCUGUUCCUGCUUCAGAACAACCAUCUAUUCAAGCACCCUUCGAAAUGAAUGCAAUCAAAGAGUUAAGUGAUUUAGCUUUGGCAGAAAUAAAAUUACGUAUACCUGAAUUGAGCCACCACUCACUUGAUAUCAUAGAUGAGGAAGAAGAAACUAAAGUUAUAAACUCGUUAGAAAUAAACGAAAGUUGCUCAGAGAAGUGCGUUCCAUUAUCAGAUAUUAAGGAAAAUAUGAAUUCACCAUUGAUUCCAAAUGCAAUCACAAAUUUAGCAGAUGAAAACGAUUUACACGAGCUGGCGAAUAAAAUUUGUGCAGAGACACAUUCACCGGAUAUAACAAAAGUACUGUUACCAUCGUCGUUGGAAAGAACUUCGUUCGAAGAUUCUAAUAGAUCGAAUAUAACACAACUCCCCGAACUUAAGACAUAUUCCAUUGAAGAGCCUUCAAAUGUAAUAUUAUUGCAUUCAGAGGCGGAAAGUCAACUGUCCUCAAAACCAAUCAUAAGAUGUAGCUCUCAUGAAGAACCAUUUGAAACCAUCUAUUCUUUAGAAAAAGAGAUACCUAAAAUCAGCACUGAAGCUGUUAUCGGUAUUGUUAAAGAAACAAAAGGUAUAUUGUCUUCCGAAGCCACUCAAUCUUUUGAAUUUGAGAAACAAGUACCUUAUAAUGAAACUAGAGAUGAGCCUGAAAGCGAGACACCAGCAGAUAACAGUAUCGAUACAGAUACAGUAAAAUUAAAUGAAAGCGAAAACCAAUACACAAGUAAUGAACCAAAAAUAGAGCGUAAUAUAAAUGCAAAAAAUAAAAAUGAAAAACACUACAUAGAGUACACAGAUGAACGCAAUAACGAAGCAGACACAAAAGAAUCCUCUGAAACACCUGAUACCCACAUACCGGAUAAACAAGAACCUAUUAGUGAGUCAACAGGAGAAUGUAUUAUGGAUAAGCAAGCAAUAGCAUUCUCUGUAACAGAUAAUGGAACACAAAAUCCCUGUAGUGAACCAGAAGUAGAAACUGUUAUGGGUACAGAAUGUGAAAAUCCAACGCCCUCCACCCAUCAAGUAGAAAAGUGUGCCAUUGAGAAGGAAGUUCCGGAAUCUUCACAAACGUUGUACAUUUUAGUAACUGAUAAACUACAAUCAGUCUGCGAGUUACCAGGAGAUAAAAAUAUGGAUACAGAAGCGGGAGAAUUAUCAGAAAUCGAAAAACAAAUAGCUUGUAAUGAACCAGAAAUAGAGUGUGCUAAAUAUGCACAAAGUGAAAAUAAAAUAUCGUACAUUGAUCAUAAGAAUGAACAUGAUAAUGAAGUAGAAACUCAAGAAUCCUCUGAAUCACCUGAUACCCACAUACCGGAUAAACAGGAACCUAUUCGUUCGUCAACAGAAGAAUCUAUUAUGAAUACAGAACUAGUAGAAUUGUCUGUAACGGAAAAUAGAAUACAAAAUCCCUGUACUGAACCAGAAGUAGAAACUGUUAUGAGUACAGAAUGUGAAAAUCCAACGCCCUCCACCCAUCAAGUAGAAAAGUGUACCACUGAGAUAGAAGUUUCGGAAUCUUCACAAACGUCAUACAUUUUAGCAACUGAUAAACAACAAUCAGUCUGCGAGUUAAAAGGAGACAGAAAUAUGGAUACAGAAGCGGUAGAAUUAUCAGAAAACGAAAAACAAAUAGCACGUAAUAAACCAGAAAUAGAGUGUGUUAAAGAUGCACAAAGUGAAAAUGGAAUAUCAUACAUUGAUCAUAAGAAUGAACAUGAUAAUGAAGUAGAAACUCAAGAAUCCUCUGAAACACCUGAUACCCCCAUACCGGAUAAACAAGAACCUAUUAGUGAGUCAACAGGAGAAUGUAUUAUGGAUACACAAGUGGUAGAAUUCUAUGUAACAGAUAAUGGAACACAAAAACCCUGUACUGAACCAGAAGUAGAAACUGUUAUGCGUACAGAAUGUGAAAAUCCAACGCCCUCCACCCAUCGAGUAGAAAAGUGUGCCAUUGAGAAGGAAGUUUCGGAAUCUUCACAAACGUCGUACAUUUUAGCAACUGAUAAACUACAAUCAGUCUGCGAGUUACCAGGAGAUAAAAACAUGGAUACAGAAGCGGGAGAAUUAUCAGAAAUCGAAAAACAAAUAGCUUGUAAUGAACCAGAAAUAGAGUGUGCUAAAGAUGCACAAAAUGCAAACGAAAUGUCGUACAUUCAUCAUAAGAAUGAACAUGAUAAUGAAGUAGAAACUCAAGAAUCUUCUGAAACACCUGAUACCCCCAUGCCGGAUAAACAAGAACCUAUUCGUGCGUCAACAGAAGAAUCUAUUAUGAAUACAGAAGUAGUAGAAUUGUCUGUAACAGAAAAUAGAAUACAAAAUCCCUGUACUGAACCAGAAGUAGAAACUGUUAUGGGUACAGAAUGUGAAAAUCCAACGCCCUCCACCCAUCAAGUAGAAAAGUGUGCCACUGAGAAAGAAGUUUCGGAAUCUUCGCAAACGUUACACAUUUUAACAACUGAAAAACAACAAUCAGUCUGCGAGUUACAAGGAGACAGAAAUAUGGAUACAGAAGCGGUAGAAUUAUCAAAAAGCGAAAAGCAAGUAGCAUGUAAUGAACCAGAAAUAAAGUGUGCUAAAGAUGCACAAAAUGCAAACGAAAUGUCGUACAUUCAUCAUAAGAAUGAACAUGAUAAUGAAGUAGAAACUCAAGAAUCCUCUGAAACACCUGAUACCCCCAUGCCGGAUAAACAAGAACCUGUUCGUGCGUCAACAGGAGAAUGUAUUAUGAAUACAGAAGUAGUAGAAUUCUCUGUAGCACAAAGUGGAAUACAAAACCCCUGUACUGAACCAGAAGUAGAAACUGUUAUGGGUACAGAAUGUGAAAAUCCAACGCCCUCCACCCAUCAAGUAGAAAAGUGUGCCACUGAGAAAGAAGUUUCGGAAUCUUCACAAACGUUACACAUUUUAGCAACUGAAAAACAACAAUCAGUCUGCGAGUUACAAGGAGACAGAAAUAUGGAUACAGAAGCGGUAGAAUUAUCAAAAAGCGAAAAGCAAGUAGCAUGUAAUGAACCAGAAAUAGAGUGUGCUAAAGAUGCACAAAGUGAAAAUAAAAUAUCGUACAUUGAUCAUAAGAAUGAACAUGAUAAUGAAGUAGAAACUCAAGAAUCCUCUGAAACACCUGAUACCCCCAUGCCGGAUAAACAAGAACCUAUUCGUGCGUCAACAGAAGAAUCUAUUAUGAAUACAGAAGUAGUAGAAUUGCCUGUAACAGAAAAUAGAAUACAAAAUCCCUGUACUGAACCAGAAGUAGAAACUGUUAUGGGUACAGAAUGUGAAAAUCCAACGCCCUCCACCCAUCAAGUAGAAAAGUGUGCCACUGAGAAAGAAGUUUCGGAAUCUUCACAAACGUUACACAUUUUAGCAACUGAUAAACAACAAUCAGUCUGCGAGUUACAAGGAGACAGAAAUAUGGAUACAGAAGCGGUAGAAUUAUCAAAAAGCGAAAAACAAGUAGCAUGUAAUGAACCAGAAAUAGGGUGUGCUAAAGAUGCACAAAAUGCAAACGAAAUGUCGUACAUUGAUCAUAAGAAUGAACAUGAUAAUGAAGUAGAAACUCAAGAAUCCUCUGAAACACCUGAUACCCCCAUACCGGAUAAACAAGAACCUAUUCGUGCGUCAACAGGAGAAUGUAUUAUGAAUACAGAAGUAGUGGAAUUCUCUGUAACAGACAAUGGAACACAAAAUCCCUGCAGUGAACCCGAAGUAGAAACUGUUAUGGGUACAGAAUGUGAAAAUCCAACGUCCACCACCCAUCAAGUAGAAAAGAGUGCCACUGAGAAAGAAGUUUCGGAAUCUUCACAAAUGUCAUAUAUUUUAGCAACUGUUGAACAACAAUCAGUCUGCGAGUUACCAGGAGAUAAAAAUAUGGAUACAGAAGCGGGAGAAUUAUCAGAAAUCGAAAAACAAAUAGCUUGUAAUGAACCAGAAAUAGAGUGUGCUAAAUAUGCACAAAGUGAAAAUAAAAUAUCGUACAUUGAUCAUAAGAAUGAACAUGAUAAUGAAGUAGAAACUCAAGAAUCCUCUGAAACACCUGAUACCCCCAUACCGGAUAAACAAGAACCUAUUCGUGCGUCAACAGGAGAAUGUAUUAUGAAUACAGAAGUAGUGGAAUUCUCUGUAACAGACAAUGGAACACAAAAUCUCUGCAGUGAACCAGAAGUAGAAACUGUUAUGCGUACAGAAUGUGAAAGUCCAACGCCCUCCACCCAUCAAGUAGAAAAGUGUGCCAUUGAGAAGGAAGUUUCGGAAUCUUCACAAACGUUACAUAUUUUAACAACAGAGAAACAACAAUCAGUCUGCGAGUUACCAGGAGAUAAAAAUAUGGAUACAGAAGCGGGAGAAUUAUCAGAAAUCGAAAAACAAAUAGCUUGUAAUGAACCAGAAAUAGAGUGUGCUAAAUAUGCACAAAGUGAAAAUAAAAUAUCGUACAUUGAUCAGAAGAAUGAACAUGAUAAUGAAGUAAAAACUCAAGAAUCCUCUGAAACACCUGAUACCCCCAUACCGGAUAAACAAGAACCUAUUCGUUCUUCAACAGAAGAACGUAUUAUGAAUACAGAAGUAGUAGAAUUCUCUGUAACAGACAAUGGAACACAAAAUCCCUGCAGUGAACCCGAAGUAGAAACUGUUAUGGGUACAGAAUGUGAAAAUCCAACGCUCUCCACCCAUCAAGUAGAAAAGUGUGCCAUUGAGAAGGAAGUUUCGGAAUCUUCACAAACGUUACAUAUUUUAACAACAGAGAAACAACAAUCAGUCUGCGAGUUACCAGGAGAUAAAAAUAUGGAUACAGAAGCGGGAGAAUUAUCAGAAAUCGAAAAACAAAUAGCUUGUAAUGAACCAGAAAUAGAGUGUGCUAAAUAUGCACAAAGUGAAAAUAAAAUAUCGUACAUUCAUCAUAAGAAUGAACAUGAUAAUGAAGUAGAAACUCAAGAAUCCUCUGAAACACCUGAUACCCACAUACCGGAUAAACAAGAACCUAUUCGUGCGUCAACAGAAGAAUCUAUUGUGAAUACAGAAGUAGUAGAAUUGUCUGUAAAAGACAAUGGAACACAAAAUCCCUGCAGUGAACCCGAAGUAGAAACUGUUAUGGGUACAGAAUGUGAAAAUCCAACGCCCUCCACCCAUCAAGUAGAAAAGUGUGCUACUGAGAAAGAAGUUUCGGAAUCUUCGCAAACGUUACACAUUUCAGCAACUGAUAAACAGCAAUCAGUCUGCGAGUUACAAGGAGACAGAAAUAUGGAUACAGAAGCGGUAGAAUUAUCAGAAAUCGAAAAACAAGUAGCAUGUAAUGAACCAGAAAUAGAGUGUGCUAAAGAUGCACAAAAUGCAAACGAAAUGUCGUACAUUCAUCAUAAGAAUGAACAUGAUAAUGAAGUAGAAACUCAAGAAUCCUCUGAAACACCUGAUACCCCCAUGCCGGAUAAACAAGAACCUGUUCGUGCGUCAACAGGAGAAUGUAUUAUGAAUACAGAAGUAGUAGAAUUCUCUGUAGCACAAAGUGGAAUACAAAACCCCUGUACUGAACCAGAAGUAGAAACUGUUAUGGGUACAGAAUGUGAAAAUCCAACGCCCUCCACCCAUCAAGUAGAAAAGUGUGCCACUGAGAAAGAAGUUUCGGAAUCUUCACAAAUGUCAUAUAUUUUAGCAACUGUUAAACAACAAUCAGUCUGCGAGUUACAAGGAGACAGAAAUAUGGAUACAGAAGCGGUAGAAUUAUCAAAAAGCGAAAAACAAGUAGCAUGUAAUGAACCAGAAAUAGGGUGUGCUAAAGAUGCACAAAAUGCAAACGAAAUGUCGUACAUUGAUCAUAAGAAUGAACAUGAUAAUGAAGUAGAAACUCAAGAAUCCUCUGAAACACCUAAUACCCCCAUACCGGAUAAACAAGAACCUAUUAGUGAGUCAACAGGAGAAUGUAUUAUGGAUAAGGAAGCAAUAGCAUUCUCUGUAACAGAUAAUGGAACACAAGAUCUCUGUACUGAACCAGAAGUAGAAACUGUUAUGCGUACAGAAUGUGAAAGUCCAACGCCCUCCACCCAUCGAGUAGAAAAGUGUGCCAUUGAGAAGGAAGUUUCGGAAUCUUCACAAACGUCGUACAUUUUAGCAACUGUUGAACAACAAUCAGUCUGCGAGUUACCAGGAGAUAAAAAUAUGGAUACAGAAGCGGGAGAAUUAUCAGAAAUCGAAAAACAAAUAGCUUGUAAUGAACCAGAAAUAGAGUGUGCUAAAUAUGCACAAAGUGAAAAUAAAAUAUCGUACAUUGAUCAGAAGAAUGAACAUGAUAAUGAAGUAGAAACUCAAGAAUCCUCUGAAACACCUGAUACCCCCAUACCGGAUAAACAAGAACCUAUUAGUGAGUCAACAGGAGAAUGUAUUAUGGAUAAGCAAGCAAUAGCAUUCUCUGUAACAGAUAAUGGAACACAAGAUCUCUGUACUGAACCAGAAGUAGAAACUGUUAUGCGUACAGAAUGUGAAAAUCCAACGCCCUCCACCCAUCAAGUAGAAAAGUGUGCCAUUGAGAAGGAAGUUUCGGAAUCUUCACAAACGUCGUACAUUUUAGCAACUGAUAAACUACAAUCAGUCUGCGAGUUACCAGGAGAUAAAAACAUGGAUACAGAAGCGGGAGAAUUAUCAGAAAUCGAAAAACAAAUAGUUUGUAAUGAACCAGAAAUAGAGUGUGCUAAAGAUGCACAAAAUGCAAACGAAAUGUCGUACACUUACCAUAAGAAUGAACAUGAUAAUGAAGUAGAAACUCAAGAAUCCUCUGAAACACCUGAUACCCCCAUACCGGAUAAACAAGAACCUAUUAGUGAGUCAACAGGAGAAUGUAUUAUGGAUAAGCAAGCAAUAGCAUUCUCUGUAACAGAUAAUGGAACACAAAAUCCCUGUACUGAACCAGAAGUAGAAACUGUUAUGGGUACAGAAUGUGAAAAUCCAACGCCCUCCACCCAUCAAGUAGAAAAGUGUGCCACUGAGAAAGAGGUUUCGGAAUCUUCACAAACGUUACACAUUUUAGCAACUGAGAAACAACAAUCAGUCUGUGAGUUACCAGGAGAUAAAAACAUGGAUACAGAAGCGGGAGAAUUAUCAGAAAUCGAAAAACAAAUAGCUUGUAAUGAACCAGAAAUAGAGUGUGCUAAAGAUGCACAAAAUGCAAACGAAAUGUCGUACACUUACCAUAAGAAUGAACAUGAUAAUGAAGUAGAAACUCAAGAAUCCUCUGAAACACCUGAUACCCCCAUACCGGAUAAACAAGAACCUAUUAGUGAGUCAACAGGAGAAUGUAUUAUGGAUAAGCAAGCAAUAGCAUUCUCUGUAACAGAUAAUGGAACACAAGAUCUCUGUACUGAACCAGAAGUAGAAACUGUUAUGCGUACAGAAUGUGAAAGUCCAACGCCCUUCACCCAUCAAGUAGAAAAGUGUGCCAUUGAGAAGGAAGUUUCGGAAUCUUCACAAACGUUACACAUUUUAACAACUGAGAAACAACAAUCAGUCUGCGAGUUACCAGGAGAUAAAAAUAUGGAUACAGAAGCGGGAGAAUUAUCAGAAAACGAAAAACAAAUAGCACGUAAUAAACCAGAAAUAGAGUGUGUUAAAGAUGCACAAAGUGAAAAUGGAAUAUCAUACAUUGAUCAUAAGAAUGAACAUGAUAAUGAAGUAGAAACUCAAGAAUCCUCUGAAACACCUGAUACCCCCAUACCGGAUAAACAAGAACCUAUUUGUGAGUCAACAGGAGAAUGUAUUAUGGAUAAGCACGCAAUAGCAUUCUCUGUAACAGAUAAUGGAACACAAAAUCCCUGUACUGAACCAGAAGUAGAAACUGUUAUGGGUACAGAAUGUGAAAAUCCAACGCCCUCCACCCAUCAAGUAGAAAAGUGUGCCACUGAGAAAGAGGUUUCGGAAUCUUCACAAACGUUACACAUUUUAGCAACUGAGAAACAACAAUCAGUCUGUGAGUUACCAGGAGAUAAAAACAUGGAUACAGAAGCGGGAGAAUUAUCAGAAAUCGAAAAACAAAUAGCUUGUAAUGAACCAGAAAUAGAGUGUGCUAAAGAUGCACAAAAUGCAAACGAAAUGUCGUGCACUUACCAUAAGAAUGAACAUGAUAAUGAAGUAGAUACUCAAGAGUCCUCUGAAACACCUUAUACCCCCAUACCGGAGAAACAAGAACCUAUUAGUGAGUCAACAGGAGAAUGUAUUAUGGAUAAGCAAGCAAUAGCAUUCUCUGUAACAGAUAAUGGAACACAAAAUCCCUGUACUGAACCAGAAGUAGAAACUCUUAUGGGUACAGAAUGUGAAAAUCCAACGCCCUCCACCCAUCAAGUAGAAAAGUGUGCCACUGAGAAAGAAGUUUCGGAAUCUUCACAAACGUUACACAUUUUAGCAACUGAUAAACAACAAUCAGUCUGCGAGUUACCAGGAUAUAAAAAUAUGGAUACAGAAGCGGGAGAAUUAUCAGAAAUCGAAAAACAAAUAGCUUGUAAUGAACCAGAAAUAGAGUGUGCUAAAUAUGCACAAAGUGAAAAUAAAAUAUCGUACAUUGAUCAUAAGAAUGAACAUGAUAAUGAAGUAGAAACUCAAGAAUCCUCUGAAACACCUUAUAACACCAUACCGGAGAAACAAGAACCUAUUAGUGAGUCAACAGGAGAAUGUAUUAUGGAUAAGCACGCAAUAGCAUUCUCUGUAACAGAUAAUGGAACACAAAAUCCCUGUACUGAACCAGAAGUAGAAACUGUUAAGGGUACAGAAUGUGAAGAUCCAACGCCCUUCACCCAUCAAGUAGAAAAGUGUGCCACUGAGAAAGAGGUUUCGGAAUCUUCACAAACGUUACACAUUUUAGCAACUGAGAAACAACAAUCAGUCUGUGAGUUACCAGGAUAUAAAAAUAUGGAUACAGAAGCGGGAGAAUUAUCAGAAAUCGAAAAACAAAUAGCUUGUAAUGAACCAGAAGUAGAUUGUGCUAAAUAUGCACAAAGUGAAAAUAAAAUAUCGUACAUUGAUCAUAAGAAUGAACAUGAUAAUGAAGUAGAAACUCAAGAAUCCUCUGAAACACCUUAUAACACCAUACCGGAGAAACAAGAACCUAUUAAUGAGUCAACAGGAGAAUGUAUUAUGGAUAAGCAAGCAAUAGCAUUCUCUGUAACAGAUAAUGGAACACAAAAUCCCUGUAGUGAACCAGAAGUAGAAACUGUUAUGGGUACAGAAUGUGAAAAUCCAACGCCCUCCACCCAUCAAGUAGAAAAGUGUGCCAUUGAGAAGGAAGUUCCGGAAUCUUCACAAACGUUACACAUUUUAGCAACUGAGAAACAACAAUCAGUCUGUGAGUUACCAGGAUAUAAAAAUAUGGAUACAGAAGCGGGAGAAUUAUCAGAAAUCGAAAAACAAAUAGCUUGUAAUGAACCAGAAAUAGAGUGUGCUAAAUAUGCACAAAGUGAAAAUAAAAUAUCGUACAUUCAUCAUAAGAAUGAACAUGAUAAUGAAGUAGAUACUCAAGAGUCCUCUGAAACACUUUAUACCCCCAAACCGGAGAAACAAGAAACUAUUAAUGAGUCAACAGGAAAAUAUAUUAUGGAUACACAAGUGGUAGAAUUCUAUGUAACAGAUAAUGGAACACAAAAACCCUGUACUGAACCAGAAGUAGAAACUGUUAAGGGUACAGAAUGUGAAGAUCCAACGCCCUUCACCCAUCAGGUAGAAAAAUGUGCGAUUGAGAAACAGGUUUCGGAAUCUUCACAAACGUCAUACAUUUUAGCAACUGAGGAACAACAAUCAGCUUGUGAGUUACCAGGAGAUAGAAAUAUGGAUAAAGAAGCGGUAGAAUUAUCAGAAAGCGAAAAGCAAAUAGCAUGUAAUGAACCAGAAAUAGGCUGUUCUAAUCAUGCACCAAGUGCAAAUGAAAUGUCGUACAUUCAUCAUAAGAAUGAACAUGAUAAUGAAGUAGAUACUCAAGAGUCCUCUGAAACACUUUAUACCCCCAAACCGGAGAAACAAGAAACUAUUAAUGAGUCAACAGGAAAAUAUAUUAUGGAUACACAAGUGGUAGAAUUCUAUGUAACAGAUAAUGGAACACAAAAACCCUGUACUGAACCAGAAGUAGAAACUGUUAUGGGUACAGAAUGUGAAAAUCCAACGUCCACCACCCAUCAAGUAGAAAAGAGUGCCACUGAGAAAGAAGUUUCGGAAUCUUCACAAAUGUCAUAUAUUUUAGCAACUGUUGAACAACAAUCAGUCUGCGAGUUACCAGGAGAUAAAAAUAUGGAUACAGAAGCGGGAGAAUUAUCAGAAAUCGAAAAACAAAUAGCUUGUAAUGAACCACAAAUAGAGUGUGCUAAAGAUGCACAAAAUGCAAACGAAAUGUCGUACAUUGAUCAUAAGAAUGAACAUGAUAAUGAAGUAGAAACUCAAGAAUCCUCUGAAACACCUGAUACCCACAUACCGGAUACACAAGAACCUAUAAGUGAGUCAAAAGGAGAAUGUAGUAUGGAUAAGCAAGCAAUAGCAUUCUCUGUAACAGAUAAUGGAACACAAAAUCCCUGUACUGAACCAGAAGUAGAAACUAUUAAGGGUACAGAAUGUGGAGAUCCAACGCCCUUCACCCAUCAAGUAGAAAAGUGUGCGAUUGAGCAACAGGUUUCGGAAUCUUCACAAACGUCAUACAUUUUAGCAACUGACGAACAACAAUCAGCUUGUGAGUUACCAGGAGAUAGAAAUAUGGAUAAAGAAGCGGUAGAAUUAUCAGAAAACGAAAAGCAAACAGGUAAUGGAACACAAAAUCUCUAU